AUGGAUGACGCAAAACCACCCAUUCGUGGACAUGUUGAUAGUGCCAUGGAAAAAAUUGAAGCAUAUGAAUCUACAAUAUCAUCGACUCAAUCAAAAGAAAUAUCUAGUUCAGAUUCAUUGGCUCGUGCUUUAGGAAUCAAAGAGCAUUGUGGACGCGUUCGCGAUUUAGGUUUGGGUCCUUGCCCAUCUAAAGUCUUUGGAGUCCAUGCUCGUUCUCAUGGUGGAUCAUCUUCAACUUCUGUUUCUAAUGUUGAAUUACAAACUCAAGUAUCUUCAUUGACAACACAAGUCAAUGAAAUGAAGGCAGUGAUAUCAUUAUUGUUGCAAAAUUAUCCGGGUCAAUUGCCUUCACAGCUUGCUACAUUUCAACCAUCAUCGGUAUCUGAUCAAGGAAGUGUGUCAAAUGAUGGAUGUAAUGAAAAAGGAGAACCUUAGAACUCUGCGUAUUUAAUUUUUAGUAUUGAACAUCUUUGUCCACCCUCGACCAUAUUACAUAUUAUGUGUCUGUUCAGUGUUGAAUUUUGGUCCUUAUUCCAGAAUUAGGACAGACAUUUCUCUGCUCCCAGUGCCUUGAAAAUAAUUGUCUUCAUGGUUGCUCUGAUGUCUGCUAUGUUACCAAGUUUUCUUUUCAUCAGUAUUUGCUACUUGUUAUUAAAAUUCUUGUAAAUAUUACUUUUUACUUGCCCUGGAUAUUUUUUUUGAACUUCUCGUUCAUGUUUUGUAUGGUUUUCUGAAAAUGCAUUAUCUUUCUUUGCAUUUUGCUUUGGGAGGAGGUGACAUUAGCCUU
Messenger RNA from Vigna umbellata (rice bean), 787 nucleotides. NCBI's taxonomy places the organism in Eukaryota, Viridiplantae, Streptophyta, Magnoliopsida, Fabales, Fabaceae. The record is from RefSeq and is a predicted model, not a curated record.